Messenger RNA from Penicillium verrucosum, 5250 nucleotides. RefSeq names its product formin sepA. Gene Ontology annotation, cellular component: cell division site; mating projection tip. The record is from RefSeq and is a predicted model, not a curated record. Gene Ontology annotation, biological process: mitotic actomyosin contractile ring assembly; actin filament bundle assembly; barbed-end actin filament capping. NCBI's taxonomy places the organism in Eukaryota, Fungi, Ascomycota, Eurotiomycetes, Eurotiales, Aspergillaceae. Bases 1 to 5250 code for a protein of 1749 amino acids. The transcript has 5 exons. Gene Ontology annotation, molecular function: actin binding; small GTPase binding.
AUGCCAAGUUCACAAGCCGACAAAUCUAGGCAAAUAUCGAGUGGAAAGUCAUUCUUCGGCCGAAAAUUGUACAAAGAGAAACCGACCGAGGAUCGAUACGAUAAUUAUGCUGGUUCCUAUGAUAGCCUGGCACCUCCGCCAAGCGCCGCCGGUUCACGCUCGUCACGCCAUUCAAAGCGGUCUUCAAUUCAAUCCGUUGACUUGACCCAUGAUUUGGACCCAGGCAGUAUUGCACACACCUCAGGCGUCAUCACCUCUAUCCCUUUUGAAAGCCUCCCCACCGAUACUAGGACCCCGAUUCCAAUCGACAACAUGGCCCGUCCGGGCUCAUCGCGCCAUGAGCCUUCGCCCAACCAUCUGGGUAAAGCUGGAGGUGAUUUCCAUCAAUAUCCCACUGUGACCUCGACGUCUGCGCCAAAUGGCAGCAACUCCGGCGAUCGAGGUACCAGACAGCAACAGCAACAAUGGGGACGACCAGGUAGCUCCGCAGCGAAUAGCGGGCCUAACCACAACUCCUCGUCUAUUGAUUCGUCCUCCAACUCCCGCACCUCCCUCGACCAAGCCAGCAUCUACUCCUCCGUUUCUUCGAACACGCGCGGUUCGAGCUACUUCUCCUCGGACAAUUCCUCUCGCACUCUCACAACCUCGCAUUCUAGUGACCGUACUACUAUGCUCCCCAGCUCCAGCUCGGGGCGCUUGUCAAAUGCGGGAUCCUCCCACCAGGUACCCGCCGCCGUCCCCCGGCCACAAGAUAACUACCUUACUCGACCGAGAGAUGACCGCAUUGUGGACCAGCUGUUUCUAGAGCUGAUGCAGAAGCGAGGAUGGCAAAAUCUUCCCGAACAGGCCAAACGGCAGAUGUUGUCGUACCCCGCUUCAAAGAAAUGGACAUUGGUACAUCAGGAUCGAUUGACAGAGUUGCAAGGAGAGCAAAAAAGACGACAAAAUGCGCGACAAACUCAUGGCCAUGAUGGCUUGUCUGGUUUGCUUGAACGCGCCGAUGAAGAAGGUAGCCCGGAGUGGUAUGUGAAGAAGGUGAUGGAUGACACCAUUACGUCCAAGCAGCUUGCUAGUUUAAGUGUCAGCUUGCGGACACAGCCAAUCAGUUGGGUGAAAGCCUUUGUUGAAGCCCAAGGUCAAAUUGCUUUGACCAAUGUCCUCUUGAAGAUCAACAGAAGAAAAGCCUCUGGUCCUGUCCCGGCUCCCCCGACAGGCGAUAAGGAUCUAGACCGGGAAUACGAUAUUGCCAAAUGUUUGAAAGGUCUCAUGAACAACAAGUAUGGCGCAGACGACGCUCUCGAGCAUCAAAAUGUGCUAGUGGCACUCGUCAGCUCAUUAUCAUCGCCACGCCUGAAUACUCGGAAGCUUGUCAGCGAAGUCCUCACUUUCUUGUGCCACUGGGGUGAUGGACAAGGCCACCAAAAAGUUCUGCAAUCCAUGGACAAGGUCAAACAUGAUCACAACGAAACUGGUCGCUUCGAUGCUUGGAUGCGUAUUGUUGAGGUCACCAUCGACGGCCGUGGAAAGAUGGGAAGUCUGGUGGGUGCCAGCGAAGAGUACCGCAGCGGAGGCAUUGGCAUGGAGAACCUCCUUAUGGAGUACGCGGUCUCAACCAUGAUUCUCAUCAAUAUGCUGGUGGAUGGAGCAGAAACGGACCUCCAGCUGCGUUGCCACAUUCGCGCCCAAUUCACAUCAUGUGGAAUCAAGCGUCUGUUGACGAAGAUGGAGGGGUUCCAGUAUGAGGUUAUCGACAAGCAAAUCGAGCGUUUCCGCGAGAAUGAGGCUAUCGAUUAUGAGGAUCUCCUCCAGCGGGAGGGCAGCAGCAUGAAGGAUAGCAUCGAGGGCGAAGUCAAGGACAUGAGCGAUCCCAUGCAAAUUGUCGAUGCAAUCACAUCCAAGAUCAACGGCAGCCGGUCUCAUGACUACUUCCUCUCGGCUAUGCAGCAUAUGCUCCUCAUUCGGGAGAACUCCGGCGAGGAAGGGUUGCGUAUGUUCCAGCUGGUUGACGCCAUGCUGAGCUACGUGGCCAUGGACCGGAGGCUGCCCGACCUUGAUCUCCGGCAGGGUCUAACCUUCACUGUGCAGAGUCUGCUAGACCGGCUGCAUACCGAUGCUGAGGCAAGACGGGUCUAUGACGAGUCUCUCGAGGCCCGGCAGAUUGCGGAGGCUGCCAUUGCUGAGCGCGAUGAGAUGCGAGCGCAGGUCGAGCUCGGCGCAGAAGGCUUGGUUUUGAAAUUGCAAAAGCAGAUUGAUGAACAGGCUGGUAUUAUCGAGCUGCAGCAAAGGCAAAAUGAAUCCUUUAAGGCCGAGGUUGCAGAAGUACAACGACUGCGUGCCCAGGAAUUGCAGCGUAAUGAGCUGGAAACCCGAGAACUAUACCUCAUGCUCCGAGAUGCCCAGGAUAUCGCCGCUGCCAAUGCCCGAAAGGCCAACAAUCCUGAGACGGUGGAGGUAGCAGAUCCAUCCCAGAUGCCCGGUAUCAUGGACCGUGAACGACUCAUGGAACGUCUGGAACGCCAGCUCGAGCGGACUAAGACCCAGUUCAAGUUGGAGGGUAAGGUCUGGGGCGAGCAUGGACCAUCUGAUCGACUCCGUGAGCUGCGCGAGAAGAUGGAAGGCGAAGAUGAUGAUAGUGAUGACUUUGCUGAAACUACCCGCCGAAACCUCGACCCUGGUGCUUUGGGAUCUGUUUACCGCAAGCGCAGUCAUAUCCCUACAAUGGACUCGACUCUGGAAGACGAGGAGGACAUCCCACUAGAUAGCAAUGGCGAGCCGAUGUACGAGAGGCCUCGUCUGGUGGAAAUGCAUCGUCCGCGCUUAGACCCUGCCCAGGCUACCGGCUUCCUAGGCGAGCUUGCUUCCAAGAUUCCCAAGUUUGACGCUGAAGAUCCCAAUGCCGUUGAAGGGGAACAGAUUGUUCCUCCGCUCCCGCCGGGAGUUGUGGCUCUUCCCCCACCUCCGCCGCCAGGAGGCAAGAUCCUUCCACCUCCACCUCCGCCAGGGGGCUUCUCUCUUCCACCUCCACCCCCACCAGGGGGCUUUGCUCUUCCACCGCCACCUCCUCCAGGUGGAAAAGUUGGUCUGCCUCCCCCUCCGCCGCCUGGUGGAAUGGCUCUCCCACCGCCGCCUCCGCCAGGUGGUGCCAAGGGUAUUCCUGGAUUGCCGCCUCCACCUCCGCCCCCCGGUGGAAGAGUCGGAUUGCCUCCGCCGCCGCCUCCAGGUGGCGGCUGGCGACCGGCAUACAUGGCUGGAGAUGUUUCGCCGUCUACAAUCCACAUGCCGUCCAUUCGACCUAAGAAAAAGCUCAAGGCGUUGCAUUGGGACAAGGUCGACACUCCUCAGGUGACUGUUUGGGCUGGUCACGCACCGACUCCUGAACAGAAGGAAGAGAAAUAUACCGAGCUUGCCAAGAAGGGUGUCUUGGACGAGGUUGAGCGAUUGUUCAUGGCCAAAGAAACGAAGAUCUUCGGAGCCAGCACUGGUGCGAAGCAGCGCACUGCCAAGAAACAGAUUAUCUCGAACGAUCUAUCCAAGAACUUCCAGAUUGCUCUGUCCAAGUUCUCUCAAUACCCGGCCGAGGAGGUGACUCGCAUGAUCAUCCACUGUGACAAGGAUAUUCUGGAUAACAAUGUUGUUAUGGAUUUCUUACAAAGAGACGAAAUGUGCAGUAUACCAGAAAACGUCGCCAAGCUUAUGGCGCCAUAUAGUAAGGAUUGGACGGGUCCUGGCGCCGCUACUUCCGAUCGUGAACAGGACCCCUCCGAGAUCACUCGCGAGGAUCAAAUCUAUCUCUACACUGCAUUUGAGCUAAAUCACUACUGGAAAGCAAGAAACAGAGCGCUUGCACUGACUCGCACCUACGAACCAGAGUACGAGCACAUCUCCACAAGGCUACGGGAAGUCGCACGAGUCAGCGAGUCCUUGCGGGACUCUGUUUCGUUGAUGAACGUGCUCGGUCUGAUUCUCGACAUUGGAAACUUCAUGAACGACGCCAACAAACAGGCCCAGGGUUUCAAGCUGAGCUCCCUCGCCCGGCUGGGUAUGGUGAAAGAUGACAAGAAUGAGACUACCUUCGCCGAUCUGGUCGAGCGUAUCGUGCGCAACCAAUACCCAGAGUGGGAGGGCUUCCUCGACGAUAUCAGCGGUGUUAUUGGCCUGCAAAAGAUUAAUGUCGAUCAGCUCCGCACUGACGCCAACAAGUACAUUGGCAACAUUAAGAACGUACAGUCGAGUUUGGACGCUGGCAACCUGAGUGACCCCAAGAGGUUCCACCCCCAGGAUCGUGUCAGCCAAGUCGUCCAGCGAUCGAUGAAGGAUGCUAGACGGAAGGCCGAGCAGCUGCAGCUUUACUUGGAAGAGAUGGUGAAGGCUUAUGAUGAUAUCAUGGUCUUCUACGGUGAAGACAAUGCAGACGAGAACGCUAGACGAGAGUUCUUUGCUAAGUUGAGCGCGUUCUUGAUCGAGUGGAAGAAAUCCAGAGAGAAGAACACAUCUUUGGAGGAAUCCAGAAGGCGCACAGAGGCAUCUCUCGCCCGCAAGCGAAUUAAUGUCAACCUCGCCAACAACACUCCCACCGCGGAGGCCGCGCAGUCGCCUGCCUCAAGUGGUGCUAUGGACUCAUUACUUGAGAAAUUGCGUGCUGCAGCACCUCAAGCCAAGGAUCAACGAGAUCGCCGUCGUCGUGCUCGUCUAAAGGAGCGGCAUACCGUCCGCGUAACGUCGGGCUCCAAGCCACCACCUGAUUCGGGUGAGGCGGAAGAAGGCGAAGAGGGAGCCGAAAGCACGGCUAAUGGCGAAAACAAUGACGAGAACGGUCUUCUCAGCCCUCCAGCCACCGCAGAUGAAGAUGGCAAGGAAGCUCAAGUGUCUGAAGGCGAAGACGUUGCCGACCGUGCCGCCAGCAUGCUUCUCGGUCUGAGAAGUAAUUCCGAUGCAGGCGGUGGCGAGCGCCAGAGACGGAGAAGAGAGAGCGCAGAUGAAGAGCGUCGUAAUCGCCGCAUGAGACGCCGCAAUCCCGCCACAAGCGGGAGCAAAGAUAGCGCGGAUGGCUCUAGUGGCCUUGCUACAGUUCAAGAGCCUGCUUCCCCUGAGCAGACAGACUCGAUAAUCCCAGAGGACCAACCACUACCUAGCCCGCCCAACGAGUCUCAGCCUCCGCCCUCGAUUGUCGUAUCGGAGCAAGGCGAGUCAUUAUCACAGGAUCCCUCGAUUGACGGUUCUCCUCACAAACCAACUGAUUUGUCGAAUUGA